UGCAGCAGUCCUCUAUAUAUAUCUCAUUUCUGCUUCAAAACUGCGUAGAAAGAUAGAGAAGGAGAGAGAUGGCUUCAACAAAGGCCCAUCACCUACUGGCUUUCCUCAUCAUCUCUUCCAUGGCCCAAUGGGCCGUUUUCGCUGGGCUACAUGCCACAACCAACGGCCAAGAUUUAAUCUCCACGACAUGUAAGCAAACCCUCUACUUCGACGUGUGCAUGUCUUCGUUGCGGUCCAAUCCACUCAGCCAAACGGCUGAUCUUGAAGGGCUGGCUGCGAUCUCGAUUAAUCUAACCAUGGCCUAUGCUACUGAGAUGAUCACGCACGUGACCGACCUGAAAGGUCACGUGAAAACCUUGGAUCAUGACACAUUCAUGGCUGGGUGCUUGAACGACUGCCUGGAUGAAUAUGCAGACGCCGUCGAAAAUCUUCGCCAGUCAGCAGAAGCACUGGGCCAGAGAUCGUACGGUGCAGUGAACGAUCUCGUGUCGGGGGCGAUGACGGAUUCCGACACGUGCGAGGAAGGGUUUACGGAGGUGCCGGGCAAUGUCUCACCACUAACGGAGAAAAACGAGUAUUUCUUUAAGCUGUGUAGUAUUUCCUUGGCAAUUACAAAGCUUCUUGCUUGAUUAGUGGCCCAGAUCUACUCAUCAAGCUGGGCCGUGAUUGGGCCCAGGACCAAAUUAUCAUAUUUUAAGCCCGUUUGGACCACCCAUUGAGCACCGGUUGAUCUUGUGCUAAUUUGACAAUUUUAAUUAUUUGAUUUUGAAUGUUAAUUUCGGAGCCAUUUAAUUUUGGGAAUUUUUCCAAAAAAUACCUACUUAAUAUAGGAUUUA
Messenger RNA from Magnolia sinica, 836 nucleotides. RefSeq names its product putative invertase inhibitor. The transcript has a single exon. Gene Ontology annotation, biological process: negative regulation of catalytic activity. The record is from RefSeq and is a predicted model, not a curated record. The coding region runs from base 69 to 629 and encodes 186 amino acids. Lineage: Eukaryota; Viridiplantae; Streptophyta; Magnoliopsida; Magnoliales; Magnoliaceae. Gene Ontology annotation, molecular function: enzyme inhibitor activity.